Messenger RNA from Erigeron canadensis, 953 nucleotides. Its product is annotated as secoisolariciresinol dehydrogenase-like. The coding region runs from base 73 to 885 and encodes 270 amino acids. The transcript has 2 exons. The record is from RefSeq and is a predicted model, not a curated record. NCBI's taxonomy places the organism in Eukaryota, Viridiplantae, Streptophyta, Magnoliopsida, Asterales, Asteraceae. Gene Ontology annotation, molecular function: oxidoreductase activity, acting on the CH-OH group of donors, NAD or NADP as acceptor.
UUCACCCAAAAAGGAAAUUUCUCUUCACUCUUGUAGCCACAUUUUAUACAAUUCAUUGUGUUUCGGAUUUCAAUGACGACCACUACCAAGAGACUAGAAGGAAAGGUAGCAAUAAUAACCGGUGGCGCAAGUGGAAUUGGGGAGUGUACCGCGAUUCUCUUUGCUGAUCAUGGAGCAAAAAUAGUUAUAGCCGACAUCCAAGACCAACUUGGUCAGUCCGUUUGCGAGGCCAUAGGCCCCGCAAACUCCAUAUACGUCCGUUGUGAUGUAACCAACGAAGAGGAUGUAAAAAAAGUUGUAGACACCGCAAUCUCCACUUACGGGAAACUUGAUAUCAUGUUUUGCAAUGCAGGGAUAGUAGAUCCUAACAAGGCACGUAUCGUCGAUAUUGAAAAAACAGACUUUGAGCGUGUGCUUAAUGUCAAUGUGACUGGCGUGUUUCUUGGCAUGAAACACGCUGCUAGAGUUAUGGUUCCAGCACGAUCAGGCUCAAUAAUAUCAAUGGCUAGUCUUGCUUCAAAUAUUGGUGGUGCGGCUUCACAUGCUUACACUUGUUCAAAGCAUGCUGUAGCCGGCUUAACCAAGAACCUAGCAGUAGAGCUUGGGCAAUCUGGGAUUCGAGUCAAUUGUUUGUCACCUUAUGCAAUGGUCACACCAUUAGCCAGUAGUUUCAUGGGGCUUGAAGCGGAAGCUCUUGUGGAUUUACUGAGCUCACGCGCUAACCUUAGAGGUGUGACGCUCACUACGUAUGAUGUUGCCAAUGGGGCUCUUUUUCUAGCUAGUGACGAGGCUAAGUACAUUAGUGGACAGAAUAUGUCUAUUGAUGGUGGAUUGAGCAUCGUUAAUCCAUCAUUCGACAUGUUUAAGUAUCCACGGGAUCUUUAAAUUUGAAAAUGUUUUUUUUUCUUUUUCUUUUUGUUGUUCAAAAAAAUAAUAUGAAUUUGAAUUUUUAA